AUGGGUUACACGGCUGAGGCAUUGGCCAAAAAGAACGGACGUUAUGAAUGCUCAAGGUUGCUGAAACGAGAAAGGAUCCAUAUGCUGCAACGAAUGCAUCGUCAACUUGCGUUGAUACAUUUGAGCGCUUCACUGAAAGGAUGGAAAAACUAUGGAACUCUUUAUAAGGUUUUC
This is a messenger RNA of Anisakis simplex (herring worm), 174 nucleotides long. The record is from the annotation of a GenBank genome assembly. NCBI's taxonomy places the organism in Eukaryota, Metazoa, Nematoda, Chromadorea, Rhabditida, Anisakidae.